Ricinus communis (castor bean) is the source of this 1074-nucleotide messenger RNA. RefSeq names its product thymidine kinase a. Gene Ontology annotation, molecular function: thymidine kinase activity; ATP binding. Lineage: Eukaryota; Viridiplantae; Streptophyta; Magnoliopsida; Malpighiales; Euphorbiaceae. The transcript is spliced from 4 exons. The record is from RefSeq and is a predicted model, not a curated record. Gene Ontology annotation, biological process: thymidine metabolic process. Bases 165 to 869 code for a protein of 234 amino acids.
UCUUUUUUUUUUUUUUUUUCAAAUAAUUCCAUUCAAAAAACCAUACCACUUUGACGCUCCUUCAAUUCUAUUUAAUUCCACCAUGAAAGUCCCUCUUUUCCACAACCAAUUCAAUUCCCUCUUUGGAAACCCGAGCUCUUUUUCUCUCUGUGAAUAAUCCAUCAAUGGCCACUCUCAGAUCCUCAAUUUCCAUGACCUCCUCAAUCGAUGGAGAUGGUCAUAAUAAGCCAGCCGGUGAGGUUCAUGUCAUUGUGGGUCCCAUGUUUGCUGGAAAAACCACUGCUCUUCUCCGUCGUAUCAAUUCCGAAGGCAGCAACGGCAGAAAUGUAGCAAUGAUAAAAUCAAGCAAGGAUACUAGAUAUGCUAGAGAUUCAGUGGUUACACAUGAUGGAUUGAAAUUUCCUUGUUGGGCUUUGCCAGAUCUAUCCUCUUUCCGAGACAAACUUGGUCAUGAUGCUUAUCAAAGGAUUGAUGUUAUUGGUAUUGAUGAGGCUCAAUUCUUUGAAGACCUUUAUGAUUUUUGCAGCAAGGCUGCUGAUCAUGAUGGAAAAACUGUAAUUGUAGCAGGUCUUGAUGGAGAUUAUCUAAGGAGGAGCUUUGGUUCUGUGCUUGAUGUGAUUCCGCUUGCUGAUAAUGUAACCAAGUUGACUGCGCGAUGUGAGCUUUGUGGCAAGCGCGCUUUCUUUACCUUAAGGAAGACAGCAGAGACACAGACAGAACUAAUUGGCGGUGCUGAUAUGUAUAUGCCUGUUUGCCGCCGACACUACGUCAAUGGACAAGUUGUCAUGGAAGCUGCUCGGAAUGUCCUGGUGGCGGAUUCAUGCAAACUUCAGCCUGACUCGCAUGCUGAGAUAGCGAAUGUUGUCUAGCAGAAAUCUUGUCACUUGUUUACAGGCCAACUUGGUGUAUGGUUUUGGUUUCUAAUUUAUCAACAGUGUUCUGUCAUGCUACAUUUACAUCUUCUGCAGUCUUCAUUGGACAUUGUUCAAUGUACUUCUCUCAUUGUGUAUAGCAUAUAUAAAUUGGGUGUUAUUUUCUCAUUAUAAAGAUUCAAACAAAUAAUUUUGCAGACUA